AGGUAAAGGGCUGUACUGUGUACCUGUAGCUGUUUAAGAAAGGCACACUCCCUGUAUUUUCUAACAACUGAAACCAUUGCAGUGCUGUUUUAAGGGGAUUUGUUGAGUUCACAGAAAACUAGUAGCUCCUACUGAAGAAAAUCCUAUUUUCUUAUGUGGGCUAGAUGGGUGAAAAAUAUAAGGAAGGACAUCAUGCUUUGCUCAACACAGGGGAGGAAAAUGAAAUGGAUAUAUUUGGAUACAAAACCAAUACCUUUCGGAAAGUACUAUGCAUCUUUGGAUACAUAUUCACCCUUGGGUUCCUUAUGCUUUUUUUCUAUUGGAAGCCAGAAUGGCAUGUUUGGGCUCACUGUGUCCCAUCUUCUUUGGAAGAAGCCGAUGUUGUAUUACUCAGAACGACAGAUGAAUUUAAAGAACAUAACUGGAAGAAGGUGAUGUGGUUACAGUUAACUGAGUCUGAAUUCAACUCCUACAGUGCUGUAACAUUAGAUACAAAGUCUGUCAUUGACAAAGCAAUUUUAAGGCCACAGUUAAAGGUGAGAUAUAUACAGGUGCAAAAAAUUCGCUACCUCUGGGAUAAUUGUGCAAAGCAAUUUACAAAAGCUGGAGUCCUGGAUGAUCGUAACACAUGUGCAGCUGUGCAUGCAAAGUAUGGCUCUGGUUUUUCAAAAGAGGAACAGGAUGUCAGGAGACUUAUAUGUGGACAAAACAUAAUUGAUGUUGGUAUUGUUCCAAUAUGGAAAUUGCUUUUUAAAGAGGUCUUGAACCCAUUCUAUGUUUUCCAACUUUUCAGUGUGUGUCUUUGGUUUGCUGAAGAAUAUAUUGAAUAUUCUGUUGCAAUUAUAUUGAUGUCACUAAUUUGCAUAAUUUUGUCCGUGUACACGCUGAGGCAGCAAUCAAUAAAACUGCACAGACUAGUUGAAUCUCAUAAUAACAUCUUGGUUUCUGUGUACGGCAAACACAAAGGUGUUAUUGAGGAAGAGUCCCGGCAUCUGGCUCCCGGGGACAUCAUUGUUAUAAAAAGAAACACUAUUUUACCAUGUGAUGCUUUGCUUAUUAACGGGGGAUGCAUUGUAAAUGAGAGCAUGCUUACAGGUGAAAGUAUUCCUGUUACUAAGACUCCCCUGCCAAAAUCAGAUGAUACUGAGCCAUGGAAGGUUCAUAGUGUAAAUGACUACAAGCGACACAUUCUUUUCUGUGGGACUGAAGUCAUCCAGAGCAGAGCUUCCGACCAAAACCUAGUUAAAGCUGUUGUAAUGAGAACAGGUUUUAAUACAGCGAAAGGUGAUUUGGUUCGAUCCAUUCUUUACCCGAAGCCUGUGAAUUAUAAACUGUACAGAGAUGCUUUGAUAUUCCUCUGCAGCCUUAUUGGACUUUCACUCAUAGGAAUGAUCUAUGCUGUCUGUGUGUUUGCUAUAGAUGGGCAAGAAGCCGGAGAAGUUGUGAAAAAGGCCCUUGAUGUUAUCACCAUUGCAGUUCCACCUGCCCUACCUGCAGCUCUCACAGCAGGAAUAAUUUAUGCACAAAAAAGACUUGAAAAUGCUGGAAUCUUCUGCAUCAGUCCCCAAAGGAUCAACCUAUGUGGAACUCUAAACCUUUUCUGCUUUGAUAAGACUGGCACUUUAACAGAAGAUGGGCUGGAUCUCUGGGGUCUAGUACCUUCAAAUGGAUAUCGUUUUCAGGAUGUAAUCAUGUUUUUGGCUGACACCUCCUUACCCUGGGGACCUCUGCUUGGAGCAAUGGCCUCUUGUCACUCACUAAUUGUGUUGGAUGGAAAAAUUCAAGGAGACCCACUAGACCUUAAGAUGUUUGAAUUUACCUGCUGGGAUAUAGAAGACUCACAGGAAGAUAACAAUGAAGAAUCAGCUCAAUCGGUUAUUAUGAAACCAGGACCUAAUGCAAACCAGGUCCCAGUUGAAGGAAUAGCUGUUCUACAGCAGUUUCCAUUUUCCUCAGCGCUGCAGCGCAUGUCUGUUAUCACACAGAUACUAAAUGGUGAUGAACGUGCUGUCUACAUGAAGGGUGCCCCAGAGAUGGUAGCCUCAUUUUGCAAAGCAGAUACAGUACCCCUUAACUUUGCCGAAGAACUGGAGCUUUAUACAAAGCAGGGAUUCAGGGUUAUUGGAUUGGCUUAUAAGAUACUUGAAAGAAAUAUUCAGCUGGGCAGCUUAAAGAGGGAUGAUGUGGAAUCCAAUCUCACUUUCCUUGGUCUUUUGGUGCUGGAAAACCGGCUGAAGUUGGAGACCAGGCCUGUCUUGAAUGAACUUACUAGUUCCAGGAUCAGAACAGUAAUGAUAACAGGAGACAAUCUUCAGACAGCUGUAACUGUUGCCAAAAACUCUGGGAUGAUACGAGAGGGUAGCAAUGUUAUUAUAGUUGAUGCUAUGGAACCAAGUGAAUCUAAUCCUGCGACUAUAACAUGGACUCUAGUUCAGGGGAAAAACCCAAAGAACUAUGAUAUUAUGGAAAUAGCACUGGAAAAAAUUUCAGGAUCAGCAGAAGAAAAACCUGCUUACCAUUUUGCAAUGACUGGAAGUUCAUACCAAGUAGUUUUGAUACAUUUCACCAACUUGCUUCAAAAGGUGCUGAUAAAUGGAACAAUAUUUGCUCGGAUGUCUCCUGGGCAUAAAUCAAGUCUUGUUGAAGAAUUUCAAAAAUUAGGUUACUACGUUGGAAUGUGCGGUGAUGGAGCUAAUGACUGUGGAGCAUUGAAAAUGGCUCAUGUUGGAAUUUCUUUAUCUGAACAAGAGGCCUCUGUAGCUUCUCCAUUCACAUCAAAAACUCCAAAUAUUGAGUGUGUCCCACAGCUUAUAAAGGAAGGAAGAGCUGCUCUUAUUACUUCAUUCUGUGUGUUCAAAUAUAUGGCCCUUUACAGCAUGAUACAGUACAUUGGUGUGCUGCUUCUCUACUGGCAAAAAAAUACCUAUUCAAACUACGAGUUCCUCUUUCAAGAUUUAGGCAUCACCACUAUAAUAAGUGUGACAAUGAGUCUGAACCAUGCAUAUCCCAAAUUGGCUCCAUACAGGCCUCCGGCUCAACUUAUCUCUCCUCCUCUGCUACUGUCUGUGGUAUUAAAUAUUAUACUCAGCCUAGCAAUGCAAAUAUGUGGCUUCCUCAUUGUCCAACAUCAGAGUUGGUAUGGAUCCAGAAACUUUAAUAGUGGCUGUUAUCUCGACAAUACCAGUAGUAUUAAUGAAACAGAACCUUUGGAAGACACUAGCGGAGAAUUCAGAUCUUAUGAGAACACCACAGUCUGGCUGAUGGGUACCCUAAACUGUCUCAUUGUGGCACUUGUAUUCUCUAAAGGAAAGCCAUUCCGAAGGCCCAUAUAUACCAAUUAUAUAUUUGUCAUUGUUAUUUUGGUUCAGACAGCAGUUUGCCUUUUUAUGCUCUUUGCGGAUAUUCAGAACUUGUACAUAGCUAUGGAACUUGUCUGUACCCCUCUCAUUUGGAGAGGUUCAAUAGUAAUAAUGCUCCUCAUAGUACUUGUCAUUUCCUACAUUUUAGAGGAGGCUAUAAUUGAAAAUAGACGACUCUGGAACAUGUUGAAAAGAUUGUUUAAAUAUAGGUCAAAGAGCCCAUACAAAAAGCUACAAUACUUAUUAGCAAAAGAUUCCGAUUGGCCGGCACUCAACAGAAAAGAUCACGCAGACUCUGUGACCCUAGACAUGAUUAGUCAAAAGGGAGUUUACAUUAAUCCAGCGUUUGAAAGCAACGAGGAGUCUUGACACUGAAAACACUUGAAAAGGAAUUAAAUAGGUCAUUUUAAAAAUAAGUACAAAAUAAUAUUUUUUCUAUAUAGAAAUGUUUUAUGAUAUGAAUUUUAAAGCUUCCUUUAGAAUAUUAUUUAAAUAAAAUAUAUUGGGUAA
Molecule: messenger RNA, 3869 nt
Organism: Bombina bombina (fire-bellied toad)
Lineage: Eukaryota; Metazoa; Chordata; Amphibia; Anura; Bombinatoridae
Product: probable cation-transporting ATPase 13A4
Exons: 30
Coding region: 165-3728 (1187 amino acids)
Biological process (GO): polyamine transmembrane transport; intracellular calcium ion homeostasis
Cellular component (GO): late endosome membrane
Molecular function (GO): P-type ion transporter activity; polyamine transmembrane transporter activity; ATP binding
Source: RefSeq, a predicted model, not a curated record